AUGUUGCUUCAGUGCCACAAUCAAGAUGUUUGGCAUGGAAUUCCCGUAGAUGUCACGACAAAGUUUGAAGAUAUGCUCAUGUUUGCUCAAUUUGUGGAAAAGCUAGCAAGUGUUGCUGGCUAUCAGCAGUCACGUGUUGUCAAAUGCGAUUCAUCAGAAAGUAUGACAUCCGAUUCGGGAGACGACGAUGCAAGCGCCAGUCGCACGUAUGAAAUCCACCCGAAAGGUUUCGGUGCGUCCAAGACAGGAACGGUGAAAUACCUCGUGAAGAAUGUGAUGCUGCAAAGUCCUUCGAAUCAAAACGCUGGACGAGUGUUUCGGGGACGUGGAGGAGGCGGCCCUGCAGCGGGCGUGUUUGUGGACUUGGCCGAGGUGGAUGUGUUCGUGGAGUUGGUGACCGCAUCUUCGGAGGCCGCUCUCAAUGCCGAGGUUUUCGGUUCCUGUUUCAUCUCGUUCACUAAAGCCUCGUCCUUGUGUCUCGAAUCAAACGCCAAG
Molecule: messenger RNA, 495 nt
Organism: Mesorhabditis belari
Lineage: Eukaryota; Metazoa; Nematoda; Chromadorea; Rhabditida; Rhabditidae
Source: the annotation of a GenBank genome assembly